Micropterus salmoides (largemouth bass) is the source of this 1570-nucleotide messenger RNA. RefSeq lists its product as uncharacterized. The transcript has 5 exons. The coding region runs from base 33 to 995 and encodes 320 amino acids. Lineage: Eukaryota; Metazoa; Chordata; Actinopteri; Centrarchiformes; Centrarchidae. The record is from RefSeq and is a predicted model, not a curated record.
ACCUACCUGACUACGCAAUAUCGACAUCUUUUAUGUGUUUUACUUUGUCGUGGUUGAAAAAAAAAAAGUUUUACGUGCCGAAUGUCAUGGCAUAUAGGAGAAGACAACUCUCACUUCCAGAUCACGGUGAUAGACAUGUGUCGAACAACAUGGACCAGCUUGCUUUCAAAUACAUGGACAUGUGUAAAGUGGAGUCCAGCACCGAUUCUGACUCCGAGAUCAGCCCAAGAUGGUCAGACACCAGCACUAUGGGAUGUGUGAGCAGUGCACCAGAGAGUGGGACUUUUCGGAGGACAUUGCCGCUAACACACAAGCCUGCAGGAAGGCAUGGCGGUUAUUCUUUGUUUUUGGACCCAUACGACGGGAGCUCUGAGGAUUCUGAUGAGUCAAACGUCGACGUGGGUGUCUCCAGCAGGCGGACAAAGCAGCAGGGAAAAGGUGGAGGAGGAGGCUGUCGGUUCUCAGGCAGGAGCAGGAGAUUUAUCCUUCAUCACCCUGCCUCCGUUGCCCUCAGAGAAGUGGUGAAAAAUGGCAUGAGAGAUGCUGUGACGGACCAGAAACAUCUUUUGGACGUCCAGAUGAAAUGUGGGAGUGACUCUGAGCUUUGGGUCUGUGAGCUUGACAUUCUGCCCUCCCACAAUGACAGGGAUGACUGUAGAGAUCUUAAUAAGGAAUUGGCCAAUGAAUCAACAAUGCACACCCAAACCAUGGAUAUAGAAUACCAUUGCCAAUUUGAUAAUUCAGGCUUACAUGCUAGAAAACCGUCCACAUCUGAAACACCUGGACUUGUCAUCCCAGUGGAAGGCAGGUCGUCCCGGAUGCUGGAUUGCUGCUCUGAGAGACCCUCUAGUGGGUGUAACCUCAGAUCUGUUUACAAGAGAAAGCUAGGUUCCCCUGGAGCAGAAGUGGAGGAGCAGGGGCAGAGAAAGAGGCAGUGUGUUGUCAACAUGGAGGACGAACAAGAGGGAGGGGACUCUGCGUCUCAACCACGUUAGAGCCAUCCAACCAUGGACUGAGAGUACUGAAGUCAUAUUCAAUGCCUUAAGUGGUAGAUUAAAUAUUAUAAUUAGUUAUCUGGCAAUGCACUUUGUUUAGUCGUGUAAAGAUAAAUUGGUGUAGAGACCUGAUGAUUUAUUGUUCUACCUCAAGUUAUGUUGCGUUUCUCACAGGUGUCACAUAUUGUGCUGAUUGUCUCUAGGCAAUCAUUUUUGUUGGUAAAAUUACCAUAGCAGCCUGGGUCUCCAUAAUAGACCUAAGUACAGCCUAUGUGCUGGCAAUGAAGAAAACUAUACAUUACAUUACAGACCAAUAAAGAAAAAGCAUCUUUCAAAAAGUAAAUUAAAAUAUGACACUAGUUGUGUUUUUUUUUUUUCCUCCACUAAAUAAGUAGAUAUUGGUGCACAGGAUAGUAAAUUUUGAGCGCCUUCUGAUUUUAAUGGUAAAGAUGACAUUCAGCAGCCACUAAAUUUUAUCCACGGGUGACACACCAAAAGCUAAUUUUGUUAAAAUGGUAUGUUAAAAUGUUGCUUUGUACCAAUUGAUCUAAAUUAAAUUUCUUCACCAGUUUCGA